Molecule: messenger RNA, 966 nt
Organism: Lecanosticta acicola
Lineage: Eukaryota; Fungi; Ascomycota; Dothideomycetes; Mycosphaerellales; Mycosphaerellaceae
Source: the annotation of a GenBank genome assembly
AUGUCCCUGUACCUCGUUGCCGUCUCCGAUCCCCAGCCGGUAGUCAUGGCGGACAAAGAACGCGAUCGCAUCAGAAGGAUCUACGCAGACAAUAUCGAAUUGAAGAGCCGGGUGGAGAAUUUGGAAGCUAAGGUACAGGAGCUUUCGGCCAAGAUGGCGGAAGUGAGCUCGUCUGUUGCUGCGGGUCGUGCGCAGACGCCGCAGAUUGUGGACGCUAGUACGAACGGCAUCAAGCAGCAGAGACGGGGUUCCAAUCCUUCAGGUGCGAGCACGCCGAAACCGCUGCAUAUUCCGAGGAGGGCUAGUGGAUUCGAGGGUGCGAGGGCGAGUCCUUCGCCCGUGUCGGUUGGAGGAGCGGACCGGGCAGCGGCAUCAGCUGGGAAACAUCUCUCGACGAAUACGCCGUCGAUACCUAAGCCGAUUGCGUUUCUGAGGGAAUACCUCUUCGACCUCUCCCGCACGCAACUGUCCGAAUCCGACGACCUCAUCUCCUACUGCAGCAUUUUCAAAUCCACAGCAGAUGCCGUCCCUAUCUCGGCCCUCGACAACGUCUCGCGAAGUCGUCUCUUCCUCGACGGCCUCCCUUCACAAAUCCAAAAAGACAUACACCGAAAAUGCGAACUACAGAUGGACCCUCAAGGCUACUUGGCCUUUGACGGCAUUUUCGUCGUCGCGGCCGUCAUCGUCAAGAGCGUCGACGGCUUCAAUCGCAUCAGGGGCAAAGGCCGCUGGGAAAAGCGCGGCGGAGGAGCUCUCUGGACAGAAGGAGAGAUGGGAGGAUACCUGGAGUUGAUCGACGAGAUUUCCAAAGCGAGGGUGCGGCAUCGGGAAUGGGUGACGGAGACGGGGUUGAAGUGUAAGUCGCUGCCCUCUAUUGACGAAGGCGUGGACAUUGUCUUUCCGCCGAAAGCUUUCGGGUGGGAUCUGGAUGGGCUCUGGAGGGAUAGUCUGCUGAUUCGUUAUUGA